Molecule: messenger RNA, 2387 nt
Organism: Nannospalax galili (Upper Galilee mountains blind mole rat)
Lineage: Eukaryota; Metazoa; Chordata; Mammalia; Rodentia; Spalacidae
Gene: Grb7
Product: growth factor receptor bound protein 7
Exons: 15
Coding region: 433-2028 (531 amino acids)
Biological process (GO): signal transduction
Source: RefSeq, a predicted model, not a curated record
GAGCCACAGUUUGCAGUGGCCUUCUUGAGAGGACAAGUAGAUUUGGGGGGCCAGUUUCUCCAACAGAAAACUGGGACCCUAUUUUGAACGUUUCAGACCUCUUGAGGGGGAAGCUUCCAGGCCCACAGCAGGCCCCCAUAUCCCACCUUAUGUCUUGGGGUCCUGAUUGCCCUUCUCCAUCUGAUGGGUAGGGUGGAGGGGAUUGAGAGACUAACCUCUGUCUCUAGUUUGCACCAGUGCCUCUGACAUGAGGCUCUAAUCUCACUUGAAUCCACUUCCUUCCCUCCCAAACCCUGCUCUCCUGGCUGUUCUCUCUGAGGGAGGGGUGUCUCCUGUAGACCCUUCCCCAGCCCUACCAGAAAUGAGAAGUGAGAUGGGUGGGCCUAGGGGCUGGUGUCCCCUUGUGUCUGCAGAUGCUGGCUGUCAGAUGUCAUGGAGCUGGAUCUGAGCCCUCCUCAUCUCAGCAGCUCCCCAGAAGACCUGUGCCCUGCCCCUGGGACCCCUCCUGGGACUCCCCCACCCCCUAAUACUCCUCUGACAGGGGAAGUGAAGCGAUCCCAGCCUCUGCCCAUCCCGAGCAGCAGGAAACUUCGAGAGGAGGAGCUGCAGGCAAGCUCUCUGCCCUCCAUACCCAACCCCUUCCCUGAGCUCUGUAGUCCACCUUCACAGACUCCCAUUCUUGGGGGAUCCUCCAGUGCAAGGGGGCUGCUUUCUCGAGAUUCUAGCCGCCUACAUGUGGUAAAGGUGUACAGUGAGGAUGGAGCCUGCCGGUCUGUGGAGGUGGCAGCAGGUGCCACAGUUCGCCAUGUGUGUGAAAUGCUGGUGCAGCGAGCUCAUGCCCUGAGUGAUGAGAACUGGGGGCUGGUGGAGUGCCACCCCUAUUUAACAUUGGAACGGGGUUUGGAGGAUCAUGAGUGUGUGGUGGAAGUGCAGGAGACCUGGCCUGUCGGUGGAGACAGCCGCUUUGUCUUUCGGAAAAACUUCGCCAAGUAUGAACUGUUCAAGAGCUCCGCACAUUCCCUUUUUCCAGAAAAGAUGGUCUCCAGCUGUCUGGAUGGACAUACAGGCACAUCCCAUGAAGACCUUAUCCAGAACUUCCUGAAUGCGGGCAGCUUCCCGGAGAUCCAGGGCUUCCUGCAGCUGCGGGGUUCAGGCCGCAAGCUCUGGAAACGCUUUUUCUGCUUUCUGCGUCGCUCUGGCCUCUAUUACUCCACCAAGGGCACCUCCAAGGAUCCAAGGCACCUACAGUAUGUGGCAGAUGUGAACGAAUCCAAUGUGUAUGUGGUGACCCAGGGCCGCAAGCUCUAUGGAAUGCCCACAGACUAUGGCUUCUGUGUCAAGCCCAACAAGCUUCGAAAUGGCCAUAAGGGGCUUCGCAUCUUCUGCAGCGAGGAUGAGCAGAGCCGUACCUGCUGGCUGGCUGCCUUCCGUCUCUUCAAGUAUGGGAUGCAGCUCUAUAAGAAUUACCAGCAGUCCCAGUCUCGCCACCUGCGCCCAUCCUAUUUGGGAUCUCCACCCUUGAGAAGUGUCUCGGAUAAUACUCUGGUGGCCAUGGACUUCUCUGGCCAUGCUGGGCGGGUCAUCGAGAACCCUAGGGAAGCUCUCAGUGCAGCCCUGGAGGAGGCCCAGGCCUGGAGGAAGAAGACAAACCACCGCCUCAGCCUGCCCACCCCGUGUUCUAGCUCCAGCCUCAGUGCAGCUAUCCACCGUACCCAGCCCUGGUUCCAUGGACGCAUAUCCCGAGAAGAGAGCCAGCGGUUGAUUGGACAGCAGGGCCUGGUGGAUGGUGUGUUCCUGGUCCGGGAGAGCCAGCGGAAUCCACAGGGCUUUGUCCUGUCCCUGUGCCACCUGCAGAAAGUCAAGCACUAUCUCAUUCUACCAAGUGAGGACGAGGGCUGCCUCUACUUCAGCAUGGAUGAUGGCCAGACCCGCUUCACAGACCUGCUGCAGCUUGUGGAGUUCCACCAGCUGAACCGUGGCAUCCUGCCCUGCCUGCUGCGUCACUGCUGUGCCCGAGUGGCCCUCUGAGGCCACCUGUGUCAUUUCAGCUUGUGGGGCUGCCCACCACCCCUCUGCUCAGUGGACUUGGAGGGCGCAGGUGGGUGGGCUGUUGCACAAUUGAGGGGUUCUCCAACCCCACUUUUCUCAUCUGCUUCUUUGCCUCCCCACCACUUUGUCCACUCUGGACCCCUGUCUACUCAGGAGGUGCUUGGUGGUCCUCUUCACUUAGUGGAAUUCCUGAGGCACUGCUAAUGCCCCAGUGAGGGGCAGUACCAGAGAAAUAGUGCAGCUUAGGUAGCUGCAGGUGCCACACUUUGUACAGACUGAGAGGCCAGUUGAUCUGUUCUGUUUUAUACUAGUGACAAUAAAGAUUAUUUUUUGAUACA